AUGUUCUUUGGACUCUGCAACUCCCCCGCAUCCUUCCAGAAAAUGAUGGAUAACAUCUUUGUCGCCGAAAUAGAUGGAGGAUGGUUGAUCGUCUAUAUAGAUGACCUCCUUAUUUGCGCCAACACCAUCCAAGAACUUCGAGAGAAAACCUGCUCCGUUCUUUCCCAACUCCGAAAACACAACCUCUAUAUCAAACCCGAGAAGUGUGAAUGGGAAGUCGAAGAAGUCGAAAUGCUUGGAACAAUCGUCAAGUAUGGAGAAGCGAAGAUGUCAUCAAGAAAGAUCAAAGCCAUCACUGACUGGCCAAUCCCCACUACCGUUCACCAAACCCGAGGAUUCGUUGGACUUGCUAACUUUUACAGAAGAUUCAUCCGCAAGUUCUCUGAAAUCGCCCGACCCCUUCACGACCUCACGAAGAAAGAUGCCUUCUUUGAUUGGACCCCUGAAUGUCAAGAAGCUUUUGAAGCGCUCAAGAAAUGCUUCACUGAAGAACCCAUUCUCAUCAUGCCUGAUCAAGCGAAACCCUUCCAGAUCGAAUCCGACGCCUCCAAGUUUGCCUCUGGAGCUGUCCUCACCCAACUCGAUGAAAACGGACUACAACAUCCCUGUGCCUUCUAUUCGCAGUCGUUCUCACCCACCAAACGAAACUAUCAAGUUUAUGAACGAGAACUCCUUGGCAUCAUAUGA
Molecule: messenger RNA, 687 nt
Organism: Cyclocybe aegerita
Lineage: Eukaryota; Fungi; Basidiomycota; Agaricomycetes; Agaricales; Hemipholiotaceae
Source: the annotation of a GenBank genome assembly